Messenger RNA from Trichechus manatus latirostris (Florida manatee), 4068 nucleotides. It is a transcript of the gene DMBT1, whose product is annotated as deleted in malignant brain tumors 1. The record is from RefSeq and is a predicted model, not a curated record. The transcript has 23 exons. NCBI's taxonomy places the organism in Eukaryota, Metazoa, Chordata, Mammalia, Sirenia, Trichechidae. Gene Ontology annotation, cellular component: membrane.
AUGGAGAUAUCCACGUUCAUCAUUGAACUGUGUCUUUUAUGGGGUCAAGUUCUACCUACAGCGAAGGCUUUGUACAGUCUGGGAUUCCCCCUGCCUGGUGGUGUCUGGCAUCUGGAAGGUGCUCGGUUUGGCUUGAGGCUGGUGAAUGGACGUGACCAGUGUCAGGGCAGGUUGGAGGUCCUGUACUGAGGCUCCUGGGGCACUGUGUGUGAUGAUGACGGGGACACCCACGAUGCCAACAUGGGCUGCAAGCAGCUUGGCUGUGGCUGGACCAUUUCAGCCCCAGAAAAUGCCUGGUUUGGUCAGGGCUCAGGACUCACUGUCCUGGAUGAUGUGAGCUGCACAGGCCACGAGUCCUACCUGUGGAGCUGUCCCCACAACAGCUGGCUCUCCCGUGACUGUGGCCAUGAGGAAGAUGCCAGCGUCAUCUGCUCAGGUGGGACUAAAAGAAAUCGCUCACAUUACUUGCCACUGAAGCUAGUGGAUGGAGGGAGCUGGUGUCAGGGCCGCACAGAGGUCCCGUACCAAGGCUAAUGGGGCACCGUGUGUGACGACAGCUGGGACAUCCAGGAUGCAGGCGUCAUCUUUCGGCAGCUCUACUGUGGCCACGCAGUGUUGGCCCUGGGCUGGGCCCACUUUGGUGAAGGCUCAGGGAAUAUUCUCUUGGGUGAUGUGUACUGCUCAGGAUGGGAGCCCUCCCUGUUGAGCUGCCCCCACAACAGGUGGUACCACAACGAAUGUGGCCACAAGGAAGACACUGGAGUCUUGUGCUCAGGGACAGAAUCUGGUUUGGCUCUGAGACUGGAGAAUGGAGAUGACAGGUGUCAGGGCCGCGUGGAGGUCCUGCACCGAGACUCCUGAGGCACCGUGUGUGAUGACGGCUGGGACACCAAUGAUGCCAAUGCGGUCUGCAGGCAGCUUGGUUGUGGCUGGGCUGUAUCAGCUCCAACUAAUGCCUGGUUCGGUCAGGGCUCAGGACAGACGGUCCUGGACGAUGUGAGCUGCUCAGGACACGAGUCCUAGCUAUAGAGCUGCCACCACAGCGGUUGGCUCCUCCCUAUGUGUAGACACAGUGAGGAUGCUGGUGUCAUCUGCUCAGCUGUGACAAACUCCUCCACACCCUGGCCAGGGACAGAAUCUGAUUUGGGCCUGAGACUGGUGAAUGGAGAGAACCGGUGUCAGGGCCGUGUGGAGGUCCUGUACCGCGGUUCCUGGGGCACCGUGUGUGAUGACGGCUGGGACACCAAUGAUGCCAACGUGGUCUGCAGGCAGCUUGGCUGUGGCUGGGCUGUAUCAGCUCCAACAAAUGCCCGGUUCGGUCAGGGCUCAGGGCAGAUCGUCCUGGACGACGUGAGCUGCUCAGGACAGGAGUCCUACCUAUGGAGCUGUCGCCACAGAGGUUGGCUCUCUGGCUGUGACGAACUCGUCCACACCCUGGCCAGCUUCAACAGUGAGCACGGCUUUACCCCCAUUGGAGAUAGCUGUGACGAACUGGUCCACACCCUGGCCAGUCAGGGCUCAGGACAGAUCGUCCUGGACGACGUGAGCUGCUCAGGACAGGAGUCCUACCUAUGGAGCUGUCGCCACAGAGGUUGGCUCUCUCAUAACUGUGGACACCAUGAGGACGCUGGUGUCAUCUGCUCAGGGACAGAAUCUGAUUUGGCCCUGAGACUGGUGAAUGGAGGGGACCGGUGUCAGGGCCGUGUGGAGGUCCUGUACCGCGGUUCCUGGGGCACCGUGUGUGAUGACAGCUGGGACACCAAUGAUGCCAACGUGGUCUGCAGGCAGCUUGGCUGUGGCUGGGCUGUAUCAGCUCCAACAAAUGCCCGGUUCGGUCAGGGCUCAGGACAGAUUGUCCUGGACAAUGUGAGCUGCUCAGGACAUGAGUCCUACCUAUGGAGCUGCCGCCACAGCGGUUUGCUCUCUCAUAACUGUGGACACCAUGAGGAUGCUGGUGUCAUCUGCUCAGGACCCUCUUCAAAUUGUGGUGGCCUCUUACUCAAUGCCAGUGGGACAUUUAACAGCCCAUCCUACCCUGGAUUCUACCCCAACAAUGCUAAUUGUGUCUGGGAAAUAGCACUGAAUUACAGUUUUCGCAUAAACCUGGGCUUCACUCACCUUCAGUUGGAGAUGCACAAUAGUUGUAAUUAUGAUUAUGUAGAAAUCUUUGAUGGACCUCUGAAUAGCAGUAAUUUGCUGGGAAAGAUUUGUAAUGACACCAGGCAAAUAUUCACAUCUUCUUCAAACCAAAUGACUGUUCGAUUUCGAAGUGACAUCAGUUUCCAAAACACCGGCUUUUCUGCUUGGUAUAACUCCUUUCCAAGUGAUGUUGGACUGAGAUUGGUCAAUUCAAACACCUCCCACAGAUGUGCUGGGCGGGUGGAAGUUUACCACAGUGGAACAUGGGGGACAGUUUGUGAUGAUUCCUGGGAUUUACGGGAUGCUGAGGUGGUCUGCAGACAGCUGGAGUGUGGAUAUGCAGUGUCAGCCCUGGGAAGUGCCUAUUUUGGCACUGGCUCUGGGCCCAUCACCCUGGACAACGUGGAGUGCUCUGGGACAGAAUCUAUGCUCUGGCAGUGCCGGAACACAGGCUGGUUCUUCCAUAAUUGUAACCACCAUGAAGAUGCUGCUGUCAUAUGCUCAGGGAGAUACACAACCACACCUUCACCUUUGUCAACAGUUCACAUCACCAACCCAACCAUAGGUUAUUCCUGCGGAGGCUUCCUUUCCCAACCGUCAGGGCAGUUUUCUAGCCCAUUGUAUCCUGGGAACUAUCCAAACAAUGCCAGGUGUACCUGGGACAUUGAAGUCCACAACAACUACCGCGUGACUGUCGUCUUCAGAGACGUCCAGCUGGAAAAUGGCUGCAACUAUGAUUACAUUGAAGUCUUUGACGGCCCCUACCACAGCUCCCCUCUCAUUGCUCGGAUUUGUAACGGCAUGAGUGGCUCCUUCACUUCGUCGUCGAACUUCAUGGCUGUCCGCUUCAUCAGUGAUGGCAGUAUCACGAGGAAAGGCUUCCACGCCGAGUACUACUCAAGUCCUUCUAACGACAGCACCAAGCUGCUGUGUCUGCAGAAUCACAUGCAAGCCGUGGUGAGCAGGCGCUACCUCCAAUCCCUGGGUUAUGUGGCUCGGGAUCUCAUCAUCCCCGGCUGGUCCGGGAGUUACCAGUGUCAGAGCCAGAUAACGCCAAGCGAAGUGAUAUUCACAAUCCCCUAUUUGGGCUGUGGCACCGUCAAACAGGUAGACAAUGAUACCAUCACCUAUUCCAACUUCCUCAAAGCAGCUGUUUCAAGUGGCAUCAUCAAAAGGAAGAAGGACUUGAACAUUCACAUCAGCUGCAGGAUGCUGCAGGACACCUGGGUUGACACGAUGUACAUUGCUAAUGACACCAUCGAGUUCAAGGAAAUCCAGUAUGGCAACUUCGAUGUGAACAUCUCCUUUUAUACAUCCUCUUCAUUCUCCUAUCCUGUCACCAGCUCCCCGUACUAUGUGGACUUGAACCAGGAAUUGUACCUUCAGGCUGAACUCCGUCAUCCCGAUGCCUCCCUGGCCUUGUUCGUGGACACUUGUGUGACAUCACCAUAUUACAGUGACUUUACAUCUCUGACUUAUGACCUAAUCCGGAGCGGGUGCGUGAAAGACGAAACCUACCGAUCCUACUCCCAGCCGUCGCCACGCAUCGUCCGCUUCAAAUUCAACUCCUACCACUUCCUGAACCGCUUCCCAUCUGUGUACCUGAAGUGUAAGAUGGUGGUGUGCAGGGCCUACGACUACUCCUCACGGUGCUACAGAGGCUGUGUGGUGAGGUCCAAGCGGGACCUGGGCUCCUACCAGGAGAAGGUGGAUGUCAUCCUGGGCCCCGUUCAGCUGCAGGCCCCAGAGAAGCGGAGCCUGGACCUGUUGGUGGCUGGUGGGGAGGAGCAGGCUGGCUCCCAGGGAUGCUUUGCCAGCGCGGCUGUCCCCGCGGCGGUCUUCUUGGUCCCGGUCCUGGCCAUGGGGGCCUUCGUGCGGGGGAGGAGGACACGCACCGCCCAUGGCCGACCUCUGAGCUGUACAUCGUGA